AUGGAGAGCAUCGUUCUCAUACACCGUAUAGUCUUGUGUACCAUCGCAGGUACUUUUGGUAUAGUGUCUAAUAUCAUCAACAUCUGCGUCUUUGUCAAGCAAGGUUUAAACUCAUCCAUUAAUAUCAGCUUCUUCGCUAUGGCCAUUACGGACGUUUUCCGAAUCGUGGCGGUGAAUUGGAUGAACUUGUGUUCAUCUCCAGACAUGCAAAAGUUCGAUGUGCCUGUUGUCUUUUCUGAACUAAUGUACUUAACUACUGGUUGGCCCAUAGGGUGCGCCAAUAGGAUCACCAUGUUCAUCACAGCGUUCAUCACCGCUGAAAGAUGCCUCUGCAUUAUAGUCCCUCUCAAAGUCAGAAAAAUCGUUACGCCUCUCAGAAGUGUGGUGAUUUUGACUAUUAUAGUCAUCUUGAAUGGCUUGGGCCUUGUCCCGGAAUACAUGGCAGCCUACCUUGACUGGAAAAUAUAUCCAUCUAUUAACAGGACACGAAUCGGUAUAAAGUUUAGAAGUAACAGCGCUGAGAAUGAAGGAAUCGCUUUCACCCUUCACGCUGUUCUAAUGAGUGCCGCUCUCUUGUGUGUUGUCAUCUUCACUGCUGUACUUGUGGUGAAGCUGAAUCAAAAGACACAAUGGCGGCUGGAAAGCACGAGCGACGACAGGCAGCGCGAGACGUUCAAGACUAAAGAUCGUAAGACUGUCAAAAUGGUGAUCCUUGUGGCUGCCGUCAUGGUCGUUUGUUACACUCCGGCUGUCAUGCUGUCCGUCGUCUCGGCUUCAUGCCCAGAGUUCAACGUUACUGGCCCACUAGCUUCACUGUUUCAUGGCGUCUGGACUGUGGUCUUUGUGCUGGGUACAGUCAACGCCAGCGUCAACAUAUUUAUCUACUACUCCAUGAGCACCAAAUAUAAAGAAGAUUUAAAACAGUUGCUGCAGUGGCGGUAUAAGACAUUAUGA
Biomphalaria glabrata is the source of this 954-nucleotide messenger RNA. RefSeq names its product lysophosphatidic acid receptor 1-A-like. The record is from RefSeq and is a predicted model, not a curated record. Lineage: Eukaryota; Metazoa; Mollusca; Gastropoda; Planorbidae. Bases 1 to 954 code for a protein of 317 amino acids. The transcript has a single exon. Gene Ontology annotation, molecular function: G protein-coupled peptide receptor activity. Gene Ontology annotation, cellular component: membrane.